Vicia villosa (hairy vetch) is the source of this 720-nucleotide messenger RNA. RefSeq lists its product as uncharacterized. The record is from RefSeq and is a predicted model, not a curated record. Lineage: Eukaryota; Viridiplantae; Streptophyta; Magnoliopsida; Fabales; Fabaceae. The coding region runs from base 1 to 720 and encodes 239 amino acids. The transcript has a single exon.
AUGGCUUUAGAAAAUAGCUUUGUGCAAGCAGCUAUUCCACGCUUUGAUGGUCACUAUGACCAUUGGAGCAUGCUCAUGGAGAACUUCUUGAGGUCCAAAGAAUAUUGGACGGUUGUUGUUUCUGGAGUAGCAGAACCAGCAGCGGGUGUUACGGUGACAGAUGCGCAAAAGACGGAGCUUGAAGGGCUGAAGUUAAAGGAUCUUAAAGCAAAAAAUUAUCUCUUCCAAGCUAUUGAUCGCACAAUUUUGGAAACCAUUCUUUGCAAGGACACCGCAAAGCAUAUUUGGGAUUCCAUGAAGAAGAAAUACCAAGGUACAACAAGAACAAAGAGGCAGCAGCUUCAAGCACUUCGUUCGGAGUUCGAAUUACUUCGAAUGAAAUCAGGAGAGACUAUUACGGACUACUUUUCAAGAAUGAUGGCUAUUGUUAACAAGAUGCGAAUUCAUGGAGACAAGACAACAAAUGUCACCGUUGUUGAGAAGAUUCUUCGAUCUUUGACACCAAAAUUUAAUUUUGUUGUCUGUUCGAUAGAAGAAGCUAAUGAUGUUGAUGAACUUUCAAUUGAUGAAUUGCAAAGUUCCUUGUUGGUUCAUGAACAAAAAAUUAACCAACAAGAAAAGGAAGAACAAGCAUUGAAGACCUUAUCAGAAAAUCACUUCAUAUCUAGUAGAGCCGAUAGAGGACUAGGAAGAGGUAGAGGUCGAUAUAGAGGAGUAUGA